ACCGUCUGUCCCUCUGCGCGUCUCGGGUUCAAACAGGCUCGUUUAUCGGGUAGACUCGUAACCGUGCCACACUAUGGCCUUCUUCGGUUUAACACACCUGGGUUAUCAAAACCCAAUAGGCGAUAAGAUGAUAGUGAAUCCUCCGGGACCGUCUCAUUCUCAGGAUGGUGGGAUUAACAUCAAAGCAGAACUGCCCCCAUCGCUUCAAGAACAACAGGGACCCCUCAGAUGUGCAGACAAAUGCAACGUUUACCCCCAGCCUCUUCCCUACAGCACUGACAUACACCAUGGGAGCCACGAGCGAUACAAAGAGAUGGUCAGACGAGUUCAAACACCCAGAUCUCCCAACCAGCUGUACGUAAUGCCUGUGACGGACAGCCAGCAGUAUGGAUGGAUGAUGUCCAGGAGUCCUGAACCAUGGACGCAAGUCAAACGGUUUCCCCGAAAGAACAGUGAGAUGACCAAGUUUGUCAAAGAAAUGUCAGUGACAGACCGGGAGUUCAGCCUGUUUUGAAAGCCUUCUCUGUUUUUCUUCUUCUUCACAUUCACUCACACACAUACAU
Xiphias gladius (swordfish) is the source of this 563-nucleotide messenger RNA. RefSeq names its product testis-expressed protein 49-like. Bases 74 to 514 code for a protein of 146 amino acids. Lineage: Eukaryota; Metazoa; Chordata; Actinopteri; Istiophoriformes; Xiphiidae. The record is from RefSeq and is a predicted model, not a curated record. The transcript is spliced from 4 exons.